Messenger RNA from Pistacia vera, 975 nucleotides. Its product is annotated as deoxyuridine 5'-triphosphate nucleotidohydrolase-like. Gene Ontology annotation, molecular function: dUTP diphosphatase activity; magnesium ion binding. NCBI's taxonomy places the organism in Eukaryota, Viridiplantae, Streptophyta, Magnoliopsida, Sapindales, Anacardiaceae. Gene Ontology annotation, biological process: dUMP biosynthetic process; dUTP catabolic process. The record is from RefSeq and is a predicted model, not a curated record. The transcript has 3 exons. Bases 119 to 781 code for a protein of 220 amino acids.
AUUUGUUGUAUUCCAUUUGGCUCUUUAUUGAGCCCGAUGAGCACUUUGAGAAUUUAUUGCUUGUGGAAGUGGUUUGUAGUGUGUACUGUGUACUGUGUGGUCAUAAAACAGAGGAAAAAUGGCGGGAACAUUCGGCGCCUUCAGAUUUCGAAUAUCACAAGUCGCGGGUUUUUCUCUAUAUAAUGAUCCCCUGGGGUGCCGUUCCUGCAAAUAUCCAAAUCCUUUGCCACAACGAAAAUUUGUUGUCAAAAUGCCUCAAGCAGAGACACAAAACGGCAGACCAGAAGACAAAGAGCCAUCUCCCAAGAUCCCGAAACUCGACCAAAACGGCGUUCACGAAGCUUCGCAAAACAUCAGUUCUCUAUUGAGAGUGAAAAAGCUCUCCGAAAAGGCUGUUUUGCCUUCAAGAGGUUCUCCCCUUGCUGCAGGCUACGAUCUUUCUAGCGCAACAGAGACGAAGGUGCCAGCCAGAGGAAAAGCUCUUGUACCGACAGAUCUGAGCAUCGCAAUUCCUGAAGGAACUUACGCGCGUGUUGCGCCAAGAUCGGGGCUGGCGUGGAAGCAUUCAAUGGACGUGGGAGCAGGAGUUAUAGAUGCCGAUUACAGGGGUCCAGUUGGGGUGAUUUUGUUUAAUCAUUCAGACGUUGAUUUCGAAGUGAAAGCUGGUGAUCGAAUUGCCCAGUUGAUUAUUGAAAAGAUCAUGACCCCUGAUGUUCUGGUGGUUGAAGAUUUGGACUCCACUCUCCGAGGUGAAGGAGGUUUUGGAUCUACAGGUGUUUGAACCUCUUUGUUAGUUCUAUGUUAUAACUUUUAUGGUACUAUAAACUCAGGAAUUUGAGGUAGGUUUAAUGAACAGUUGGUGUGCAACCAAAUUACUUGUUUUGCUGUCUUCAAGUAUAAACGGCGUCGUCCGCAAUAGUGGUUGACGGUUCUUCCUAUCUACCAACUACAUAUGGGUUAUUUUUGGCUGUUAAU